Brassica napus (rape) is the source of this 692-nucleotide messenger RNA. RefSeq lists its product as uncharacterized. Gene Ontology annotation, cellular component: Golgi apparatus. The coding region runs from base 245 to 403 and encodes 52 amino acids. The transcript has 3 exons. The record is from RefSeq and is a predicted model, not a curated record. NCBI's taxonomy places the organism in Eukaryota, Viridiplantae, Streptophyta, Magnoliopsida, Brassicales, Brassicaceae.
ACAUCAGGAUCUCUGCAUCUAUUUUUAUAAUUGCUCCAAAAAAAUUAUAUAAUUAAAAUCGGGCAAUUUUACGGUUUAGUUCGGUUUAAUUUUGGUGAAUUUACAAAUGCGCAGAGAGAGAGAGGAAGGAACAAAAGAGAGUCGCCUGACCGGAGAGAGAAGUGAAGUCUAGAUCUCUCUUCUUCUACAACCAAGGUUGGUCCGUCACCGGCGAAAGGCGGAAAUCCUCUUCUCCGACGUUAUAAUGCCGUUCAAGACGGUGAUGGAAGUGGAGCCUCCGAGUCUGUUACGUUACUUGAUCGGAUCGGCGGUGAUGAUGAUCGGCGUCGUAUUACCACUCGGUUACAUGAUGUUCCGCAACAAGCGCGUCCCUUCCUCGUCUUCCUACUCUAAACAGACGUAGGAACAAAGUUUUGAUUUAGAAAGCUUAGAGACUGCAGUGAAUUCAAACUGGAUUGACAAGGAUGAUGACAUAUUGAGUGAUAUGGACAUGAUUGUUCUUGUUUCUGACAUGGGAUUGUAAAAGAUCUUUCGAUAUUAGAUUUAAAUAAAUCAAGAAAUGUGAGGUCCUUUUUCUCGUCAAUCUUCUUUGUUUGAUUCUAUUUGUGCAACAUAACCAUUUAUCUUUGGUUGAAAGAUUGUAUAAGAUUUUUUAAGUUUAGUGGAUAAUGCCAUGUACGCAUUCCUGUUUC